AUGGCGGGACAUCCGCCCAAUGGCGAUCCGCAGGCUAUUGGCAAGCUGCGGAACGACCUGGAUGGAGCCAUUGGUGUCAUGCGAGACAACAUGCGAACUAUGGCCGAACGCGAUGCGCAACUCCAUGACCUGGAAGGCAAAAGCAAUACCCUGAACGUGGCCUCUGGAACCUUCAGUGCCCAUGCCAGCCGGCUCCGCCGGGAACAGGAGUGGCAAAGGUGUAAAACUCGACUGGCCAUCGUGGGCGUCUUUGGCUUGAUCAUUUGGCUUCUGAUCCUCUGGUUUGCUGCUGGUCACCGGAUGACUUUUCUGGGCAUAAGUCUGGGCAUUGCGGUGAUCGCUGCCCCCCUCGCUUGGGUCUGUGUGAGGCGGUGGCGGCGCCUGGAAGAGCAGGAAGGCUUCCGUGACGUCGAUAGCAUCUGA
Messenger RNA from Symbiodinium natans, 423 nucleotides. Lineage: Eukaryota; Dinophyceae; Suessiales; Symbiodiniaceae. The record is from the annotation of a GenBank genome assembly.